Molecule: messenger RNA, 762 nt
Organism: Photinus pyralis (common eastern firefly)
Lineage: Eukaryota; Metazoa; Arthropoda; Insecta; Coleoptera; Lampyridae
Product: secreted RxLR effector protein 161-like
Exons: 1
Coding region: 1-762 (253 amino acids)
Source: RefSeq, a predicted model, not a curated record
AUGCAUGAUUGUAAACCUGUUUGUAUUCCUAAUGAUGUUAAUAACAAAAUUUGCAAAGUUUCAGAAAAUAACAAGCGAAAAGAAGCUGAAAUUUCUGUCUACCAGAGUGCUGUUGGCAAAUUACUGUAUGCUACGAGGGCUACUAGACCAGACCUGGCAUACGUCAUAGGCGUUUUAUGCCAAUAUUGCUCAAAUUCCGGUCCAAAUCACUGGACAGCCGUAAAGCGUGUUAUGAGGUAUCUGCGUGGCACCACAGGAGCAACAUUGAAGUAUUCAUCCUCUGGAAACCCGCAAAUUAUUGGAUACUGUGAUUCAAACUUUGCUGGAUGCCCUGACGAUAGGAAAUCCACAACGGGAUUCACAUUUUUACUUGCUGGUGGCGCAGUUACAUGGCAAAGCAAAAAGCAACCAACUGUAGCGUGCUCUACAACCGAAGCGGAAUAUAUGGCGCUGGCCCAGGCAACGAAAGAAGCCAUAUGGUUACGAAGGCUUCUACGAGAAUUGCAACUCCCAAACUGCGACGACCCCAUCAAAAUUUAUUGUGAUAAUAAAGGUGCUAUUGACUUGAGUAAGAAUAGUGUGUUUCACGCCAGAACCAAACACAUUGACAUUCAACACCAUUUUACCCAUGAAGCAGUUGCCCAAAAGGAAAUCGUAAUUCACAAAAUCAACACAGAAGAAAUGGUCGCUGAUAUAUUAACAAAAUCACUACCGAGAGAAAAACACAACUGGUGUUCACGAGGGUUAGGACUUCAAAUUUAA